Messenger RNA from Penicillium riverlandense, 1086 nucleotides. Its product is annotated as alpha/beta hydrolase. The transcript has 4 exons. Gene Ontology annotation, molecular function: hydrolase activity. The record is from RefSeq and is a predicted model, not a curated record. NCBI's taxonomy places the organism in Eukaryota, Fungi, Ascomycota, Eurotiomycetes, Eurotiales, Aspergillaceae. Bases 1 to 1086 code for a protein of 361 amino acids.
AUGUCUAAGGCAGCAGUAGAUCCUGCUUCCUCCGUGACGCGGCUGUCAUUCGUGCAGAAGCUCGAUUUGCUCCCAGCUCUAGUCUCAAUCCUGGCUGUGGGCUUUCUGUCGUCCUUUACCGGUCUCGUUCGAGGUAAGAAGGGGGCACCGAGCCUCCACCUUCACAUCGGCUAUGCCAUCUUGCGGAAAGCGACGACUCGCCUGUCCCCGCUUCAGCUACAAUUAGUCUCUCCGUCCACGGAGGCUAUGUACCUACAGUAUGUUCGAUCCGCGCGACUGACUCCCAGGACGGUGGAUUUAGGCGGUGGUGCUAAGGGUCACUGGCUCGGAGAUCCGCAUGCGAAGAAAGUGUUGGUUUGGUAUCACGGAGGAGGCUUCUGCCUACCGGCCAACAUGGGCUAUUUCAAGUUCUUUGAAGGGCUUAUCUGGUCCGCUCGCACCUCUGGCUAUGACCUCGCAGUUUUCGUCCUCUCCUACACCCUGGCGCCACACGCACGGUACCCGCAACAACUGGUUCAGGCAACCGAGGCCUUGCGACAUAUUGUGAGUCGAACACACCGCGGCCCAGCUGACGUGCUGGUGGGCGGAGAUUCGGCAGGAGGAAACCUGGCAGUCGGCGUGCUGUCGCACCUGUCUCAUCCCCAUCCUGCCAUCCCUGAGCUGAAACUGGAUGAGCCACUAGCGGGCGUCGUACUGAUUUCGCCCUGGACAUCUCUUGAGGCGAGUCCUACUGGGGUAUCUAACAACAUUGGGGACCUGAUCACAACGCAAGUUGCGGGUCCGUGGUCAAGUGCAUAUCUCGGCGACACCAGCAGAGACUACUACACUGAUGCCUCCCUUGCCCCCUCGACUUGGUUCGAAAAUCUCCAGACUAAGCAUAUACUAGUGCUGGGAGGUGGUAACGAGAUUAUGAGGUCUAUGAUUGAAGAUUUUGUACAGAAAGUCGAGAUUGGCUUCCCUUCGGUGGAGUUAUUUAUCGGAGAGCGGGAGGCCCACGUUGCCCCCGUGUUCAACUUGUACGUAGGAUCUAAGAUGGAGACAGAGCAAGGGAAGAAAUUGAAGGAGUGGCUCAAGAACCUCCUCUAG